AUGACAAGGAGAAGCGUUGAAGAGGAGGGCGAGGGCUAUGCCUUCUUUCACAUAGGAGAACACCCAGUUGACCAGGUUCUGUUCGAGGACACUGGAGAUUGCGCUAGCCCCGAUCUUCUCAGAACAGAACAGACUAUUGCCGUUGGUGAUCUACACCUCCAGAAGGAGGACCAAACCAAAGAUGAUUCUGACUCCUCCUUCCAGACUAUACCAUUACCCGAGGCUGAUCAGAGGGGGAAACCAGUGGCCAAACCCAGUACCUCCAUCAAAAUGGAGCCAAAAGCCGAAACAUUCCCCCUGCUAGAAGCGAAGAUGGGAAGCUUCUUAGAGGUAGAUUCUCCAGACCCGACUAUAGCUGAACUCCAGAUGUUUACCACCACUGCUCUUGUCACCCGCUCUGUUGGCACCCCUAGUGUCCUGCAAGGGUAUGACACCUCGGCAGGGUAUGACACCUCAGUGGCACCCCCUAGUGUCCUGCAAGGGUAUGACACCUCGUCAGGGUCUAACACCUCAGUGGCACCCCCUAGUGUCCUGGCAGGGUCUGACACCUCUACUGUCCUGGAAGGGUCUGACACCUCUAGUGUCCUGGAAGGGUCUGACACCUCAGUUGCACCCUGUAGUGUCCUGGGAGGGUCCUACACUACAGCAGACACUGUGGCUAAGGAUGAAAGCAGUUUCAAAUCAAAGAUACCCAUCAAAGCCGGUUCAAUGAAAUCAGACCUCGGCCUUGAGCAGAAAUCAACAGUGGAGGAAUCCCUUGUUCAGGACCGGAGGACGAGGUCCGAGGAGGAUUUUGGAGCCGGGAAGAAAAUCUUAACUGACAAAGACAGCAGGAGUCACUCCGACAGCGACCAUCCUGCAACUGAAUCCAAACCUCUCACCUCCAGACUCCCUGUCAAACACAAACCCACAGCCCACUCCUCCUCCUCCUCCUCCUCCUCUUCCCAGCCCGACAGAGACCAGGGCUCUGACGUACGAGAGAUUUCCCUCCGAUCCUCUCUGGAUGUCGACGACAUCAGCAGCAGUGGUGAUCACAACAGUCCAGAUUCUGUUAUCUUCAAGUAUGACAGACCAACGCCCGCAGAUCUGCCCCGGACACGAGGGCGUUGUCGACUCAGGCACGGGUUCGAGCUUCCUCGGUGACGGGGAGGUGUUUGAGUCGAGACCCAUCUGGGAAGACUCAGUAGAAACUCAGAUGCAGCGAAUCUGGGAUGAUCGGACAACGGAGCGGAAGCAAGUGGAUUGGCACGACGAUGCAGACAGGAAAGAGGAGACGUUGGCUAUCGUUGCAGACCUGCUGGGGUUCAGCUGGACAG
This is a messenger RNA of Oncorhynchus keta (chum salmon), 1316 nucleotides long. RefSeq lists its product as uncharacterized. The transcript has 4 exons. NCBI's taxonomy places the organism in Eukaryota, Metazoa, Chordata, Actinopteri, Salmoniformes, Salmonidae. Bases 1 to 1143 code for a protein of 380 amino acids. The record is from RefSeq and is a predicted model, not a curated record.